Molecule: messenger RNA, 1346 nt
Organism: Trichogramma pretiosum
Lineage: Eukaryota; Metazoa; Arthropoda; Insecta; Hymenoptera; Trichogrammatidae
Product: ras-related protein Rac1-like
Exons: 3
Coding region: 118-1035 (305 amino acids)
Biological process (GO): small GTPase-mediated signal transduction
Molecular function (GO): GTPase activity; GTP binding
Source: RefSeq, a predicted model, not a curated record
AAUUCGUUUACUUCGUCGCUGCAGCUCGCCGCCGGGGCCUACCACCACCACCACCACCUGCACCUGCGAACUGACAGCAGCUGCAGCAACAGCAGAAGAAGAAGAAGCGAUUCUUCCAUGAACGGCAACAACAACAACGGCAGCAGCAGCAUGUCGUCGGCGCAGCAGCUGUACUCGCCGUCGCUGGGCAGCUACAAGCCGCUGCUCGGCCAGCAGCAUCAUCCUCAUCAUCGUGUCAACAACAAGGCCCCGCGCGACCUCGUGCUGCAGACGACGACUUCGCCCUGCUUGAGCAUGACCAGUCGGACUUCGUCGUCGUCGUCGUCCUCCUCCUCCUCCUCUUCGUCUAAUUGCGACGAGCAAGAACAACGACAACAAUUACAGCAACAGCAGCAGCAGCCGCCGACGAGGAUCAAAGUGGUUUUGGUGGGUGACGGUGCGGUCGGCAAGACGAGCCUCGUCGUCUCGUACUCGACCAAUGGCUUUCCGCCCGAUUACGAGCCCACCGCCUACGACAAGUACAACGUGAUCGUGAACGUCGACGGUAUGCCGAUCAACGUGCAGCUGUGCGACACCGCCGGCCAGGACGACUUCGAUCCGCUGAGGUCGCUGUGCUAUCCGGACACCGACGUCUUCCUCAUCUGCUUCAGCAUCAUCAAUCCGAGCUCGUAUCAUCGCGUCUCCAACAAAUGGAUCCAAGAGAUACGCAAACACUGUCCCAACACACCCGUUAUGCUGGUCGGAACCAAGAGCGAUCUGCGCUCCGACGUGAGACCGGCCGUGCAGCUAGCCAGGUACGGGCAAGCUCCCAUCACCGAAUGCCAGGGCCAGCAAUUGGCCAAUAAAAUCGGAGCCUGCUGCUACGUGGAAACGUCGGCCCUCACGCAGCAAGCCCUGAAGGAUGUAUUCGAUCAAGCCAUCAUGAAUGCGCUGAGCACUAGGCGAGCAGCGGCAAAGUUCUUCUCUUCGCACAGUAAGUCACCGUCUUUCUGGCGCAGGUGGCUUUGCUGUCGAAACAAAUCCAGCAGGAAUUAAGAUGAUGUCUAUCACUGCCAAUAGUUUACGAGUAUAUUUUGAACGAGUAUUAUAAACUUGGCACAACUAUGUAGUACGGUCCCAAUCGAGUGGACACUAAUUUAUUAACUUUAAAAGAGUACUGUGAUCAAAUGUGGCUGCCACACUGUUAUUUUUAUUUUAUACAAGAUAUGAUCUACAAUUAAUUAGAGGAAAAUCUUGAUACUGUGUAUAGGUAUAGACAGACAAAAAUUUGAUUCAUCUAUUAACGGGUGAUUCUUUCAACGUUGCUAAUUAACUAUUACAAAUUUAUUUAUUUAGAAAAAACAUUU